Betta splendens (Siamese fighting fish) is the source of this 2212-nucleotide messenger RNA. RefSeq names its product nei-like DNA glycosylase 3 (gene neil3). Bases 133 to 1878 code for a protein of 581 amino acids. Gene Ontology annotation, cellular component: nucleus. Lineage: Eukaryota; Metazoa; Chordata; Actinopteri; Anabantiformes; Osphronemidae. The transcript has 10 exons. The record is from RefSeq and is a predicted model, not a curated record. Gene Ontology annotation, molecular function: DNA-(apurinic or apyrimidinic site) endonuclease activity; zinc ion binding; damaged DNA binding. Gene Ontology annotation, biological process: base-excision repair.
GGAUACAAACCGUAGCGCGCAGGCGCCAGAUUAAAAUUCGUGGCGGGGAGCUACGACGAAACUAACACUUCAUCUGAAACUCGGGCUUAAUAGAAAAGCAAUUUAAAACGUUUUCAAAAUCCACACCCGGAAAUGGUUGAAGGUCCGGGCUGCACGUUAAACGGAGAGAAAAUCCGCUCCAAGGUCCAAAAAGGGCAGAAAUUGAAGGAAAUUAGAGGCAGGUUGACAACAACGGCGGAAAACACCGGCGGAAGCGCCUUCCAUAGCUUCCAUGGCUGUCAGUACACUGGAGUAGAGACUCUGGGGAAGGAACUCUUCAUGUACUUUGGUCCGAGAGCGUUGAGAAUCCACUUUGGUAUGAAUGGAUCAAUCCGUAUUAAUCCUGCUGAGAGGAAGGAGAGGGUGGCCCUCGCACCAGUGCUGGAAAUACACCUGACUAAUGACAUUGUGUGCUUCUUUGACAGCACUGUAGAAAUAAGGUUGACAAACGACUGUGAAGAACGAGUAAAGGUGAUGGAGACUCUGGAUGUAUGCUCCCUUAAGUUCAGCUUCUCCCACUCUGAGAAAGCAGUGAAGAGCCAGAAAAGCAGGAUGCUCUGUGACGUUCUCCUAGACCAGGCCGUCAUGCCAGGAGUCGGCAACAUCAUUAAAAACGAAGCCCUGUUUGACUCAGGCCUCCACCCAGCCGUGAAGGUUCACCAGUUGACAGAUGAGCAGAUCCACCACUUGGUCAAGAUGACGCGUGAUUUUACUUUACUGUUCUAUAAGUGUCGCAAAACUGGCUCUCCUCUCUACAAACAUUACAAAGUCUACAAGCGUCCCCAGUGCAGCCAGUGCUUUCAUGUCAUCACAGUCUGUCGUCUUGGAGACAAUGGAAGGAUGACUUACUUCUGCGAGCGCUGUCAGAAAGCAGAUCCCAGCGGAGUUGACAUCAGUAAGCUGCCAGUUAGAAACAGUCUGAUCGGCUGGAUAUACAAUGAAAGAGUCAACGAUAAUGUGGCAAAGAAGGAGGAAGAGGACUGGGCCUGUCAACUCUGCACGCUCAUCAACCUACCCACAGCAAAAGCCUGUGACGCCUGCCUAACUCCAAAGCCUGCGGACCACAAAGACGUCAUUAGCACUGAGGCAUCACCCUUCACCGGCGAUUUGAUUAAGUACCCCUGCACUUCCUUCAGGAAGCCACAAGAGGAGCUCAAAGUCAACUGGAGGUCUGCAUUUGGGACUUCCACCCUUGUUUUCUCUGACUUGAGCAAGAAGCCAAAGCCGGUAAACUCCCCCCUCUCCUCGGCCGGCAGUCAUUUGAAUUCCUUGGCGGCAGAGCGAGGUUUAUAUAAAUACAGCAUCUGCCAAGGGACAACAAGUCCCAAUUAUGCCUCUGGUGGCUGGCAGAAGCAAAGUGCUGAGUUCUCCAAUGGGGAAUCACUGGCCUCCUACAGUCACCCAUCCAAGAAAAUGAGAAUUGAUCACAGUCUCUUUCCCAGUAACAAUGCUCAAAAUGGAACCCCCAACUCAGGUUCAUGCAAACAAGCAGCGACAAACCACAGUCCACCAGUUUGUUCCAGUCCCACUGCUCCUUGUUGUGCAUCCCACGGUCGCCCAGCUGUACUCCGAGUGGUCCACAAAGAGGGGGAGAACAAGGGACGACAGUUCUACGCCUGUUCACUUCCCAGAGAGACCAAGUGUAACUUCUUUGAGUGGGCAGACUUGCACUUUCCUUGUUGUCACCAUGGGAAACGCUGUUUAACGAGGACUGUGCUGAAACUAGGACCAAACAAUGGCCGGAAUUUCUACACCUGCAGCUUUCAAAAGGGUAAACAGUGUGACUUUUUUCAGUGGGCAGAGAAUAGAGCGGGCAUGUCUGCCCUUCCUGGCAGUUAAUGUGUUUAGAAAUACAUUAUUUCAAAAUGAAACCUGAAGUCAUAUGUCCUCUGUCUGCCAUAUAAAUGGACGAAGGUUGAAUGACUCAUUAUCUUUAUGACUCUGUGCAGAUUUGUCCAUUAUAACAUUUAAGGGACAAGACAUAAUUACUCAAAUAUACAAUUUUCAGAUAAUUUCCAGCCACUUUGUUUAAACUGUAACACUCAUCAAUUAUGGGGAAAGUCUGCUCUAAUAAAGAUGAAAAAAGCUAACAUACAGUAAAAUGAAAGUGAUUAAUGUUUUCUUUUUGUAAUACAAUUUUAUUUCUAAAUUAAAUUCAUUAGCUCAAAAUACA